AUGUCUCAAGCUACCCUCGAUGCCGGAGCUCUCGAUGAGUUGAACUCCGUCGAGACUCGCAUCUUAUUCGACACUACCGACAAGCUUUCUUCGCUCGGCCUUGGCAAGAUCGUCAAUCUCCCUCAAAUAAUCGUCGUGGGGGACCAGUCAUCCGGAAAGUCAUCUGUCCUUGAAGCCAUCUCCCAUGUCAAGUUUCCCGUUAGCUCGGGCUUGUGCACACGUUUUGCCACAGAGCUGGUUCUCCGAAACGGCACCCAAAGACGCGUCAAGGCCACCAUUCGGUUCCACAACGAUGUUAAGCCUGCACAGGAGAUAAGGGUCGAUUUUUCUGAGGGAGAGGAUAUGAGCAAAGUCUUCUCCGCCGCUAAAGAGCACAUGGGCCUCACCGACUCCAACAGGGGAUUUUGCAAGGACGUUCUUCGUCUGGAGGUCGAAGGUCCAAACCUAUACCCUCUGACCCUGGUCGAUUUGCCCGGAAUCUUCCAUACUGCGACAGCAAAGCAGUCGGCGGAGGGCAGGACAACCGUCAUGGAGCUGGUAGAAAGCUAUAUGGAAAAGAAAAACAGCAUUAUCCUCGCCGUCAUUUCAGCCAAUAAUCAGCUCGCCAACCAGAGAGUCCUGGAGGAGGCGGCAAAACACGACCCCGCCAGAAAGCGUACGCUUGGGGUCAUUACUAAGCCAGAUCUUCUCCAUCCAGGAUCUCCCAACGAACUCGAGUAUCUUCAAAUUAUCAGGGGCCGCGAAGCAGUGCACAACCUGCAGCUUGGAUGGCAUGUGGUACGCAACCUUCCAGACUACGGCACAUCCGAGGUAGAUCAUGACUCUCGGGACGUAGUCGAAAGAAAGUUCUUCGAAUCCGGGUCCUGGGCUUCUAUACCAGCAAUCCAUCGGGGCAUAUCUACUCUACGGAAACGUCUCAGUCAUGUCCUUCAUGACCAAAUCAAGAAGAAUCUUCCAGGUGUUCUUGAAGAAAUUCAAGGGAAGCUCGCUGAAAAUGAGACCGAGCUCGCACGCUUAGGGCAGGCCAGGACUAGUCCUGCCAGCAUGAGAGCAUAUCUCGUGGACAUCGCAGGAGGAUUUGAGAGACUUGUCCGCGACGGCAUACAGGGCCACUACAAUGAUCCGUUCUUCGGCGGCUUUGAUGGUACUGAUCGGAAGUUGCGGUCUCACCUGCGAAAUUUCAAUCGAGCCAUUCGUCACAUUCUCACUGUGCAAGGGUCAUCGCAGAAAAUUUCCCUUGGCGUUCCUAGUAGUAGGAGACAGAAGACCAUGCCACCGCAUCUUGCAGAGUUCCUCUACAAGCAUCCAUACGACCUUCCCAUGCCAGAACCAAUUACUUGGUCAGAGAUGACCACUCAAUUGGAGCGGCAAGCGGCCGCGAACCAGGGCACCGAGUUUCCCGGAUAUGCCAAUACGAACUUGAUUAUGCCGCUGUUUCAGAGACAGUCAAAACCCUGGGAGGCCGUCGCCAGGCUGCAUUUGAAGAAGGUCAUCGUCAUGGUGAAGGCAUUCGUAGACCAGGCAUUUGAGCACGUCGCUGGACCCUUGGGCACUUGCAGUACCACUUCCACCAUCCUGUCGACCUGCGUCGAUCCUUUCUUCGAUGCAAAGGAGGAGAUUCUCGAGAACAAGUUGCGGGAGCUUCUUCGACCUGUUCAGGAGGGAUACGCGCUUCCUCUUGAUGCUGACUUCCAGGAAGCUAUGGACGGCAGAAAAUCUGAUCGUGACUUUGAGGAUGCCUCGGGGGACUCCGACAGCAACAACGCGAGUGACGAUAGCUCAGAAGGCUCGCAACACACGGGAACAGAUCUCUCACAUCGACGCAAUGAGUUUGGGACCGGGCAGGCUAUCGAAACAAUGCAAACAUUCUACGACAUGGCGUUGCGCACUUUCACUGAUAACCUGAUCAACCUGGCGUUAGAGAGCUGUCUCAUACAAGAGCUUCCAGGAAUUCUGACACCGAAAGAUGUCAACGCAAUGGAUGAUGCAAGGUUAGAGGAGCUCGCGGCCGAGUCGGAGGAGAUUCGGGCGCGACGCACACAGCUGCAGAGCGAUAUCAAGCUGCUCAAGCAGGGUCUGGAUCAAUGCCGCCGUUCAACCCACUACUCCCACGAAGAGCCAUCAGCGGGACAUUACUGGAGGAUUGUCCACAAACACUACACCUCACAGCCAACAAACGAGCCGAGUAUCCGCACCAAAGACAGCUCCUAUAAUCGUAUCAGCCACAGAAACUAA
This is a messenger RNA of Colletotrichum orchidophilum, 2235 nucleotides long. RefSeq names its product dynamin family protein. NCBI's taxonomy places the organism in Eukaryota, Fungi, Ascomycota, Sordariomycetes, Glomerellales, Glomerellaceae. The record is from RefSeq and is a predicted model, not a curated record. Gene Ontology annotation, cellular component: membrane; cytoplasm; microtubule. The coding region runs from base 1 to 2235 and encodes 744 amino acids. Gene Ontology annotation, molecular function: GTPase activity; microtubule binding; GTP binding. The transcript has 4 exons.